GAAAAGUCCAACUCCAACUUCCCCCACCAUUUCUCCCUUCUUCAAUUUACCUCUGAUCACACGUUUUCAGCUUCACAAGUGCUUGUACUUUCGCUCUCUACACACCGCACAGCUCCUCACAAAGGAAGGGUUUCUACAUUCAUUCAUACACAUGGCCAAUACGGGGCACAACAAUCUCAACGCCAAGCUCGUAUUGCUUGGGGACAUGGGCGCUGGGAAAUCGAGCCUCGUGAUUCGCUUUGUCAAGGGCCAAUUCCUCGAAUUCCAGGAAUCGACGAUCGGGGCCGCGUUCUUCUCCCAAACAGUGUCCGUGAAUAAUGCAACUGUGAAAUUUGAGAUCUGGGACACGGCUGGGCAGGAGAGGUACCACAGCUUGGCUCCCAUGUAUUACAGAGGCGCAGCUGCCGCCAUCAUAGUUUAUGAUAUCACGAGCGCGGAUUCAUUUGGACGGGCUAAGAAGUGGGUGCAAGAGUUACAAAAGCAAGGUAAUCCUAACAUGGUUAUGGCACUUGCUGGAAAUAAAUGUGAUCUUGAAGAUAAGAGGACUGUGACUGCAGAAGAGGCCCGCAUCUAUGCUGAUGAAAAUGGGCUUUUCUUUUUGGAAACAUCUGCCAAAACUGCCGCUAAUGUCAAUGAUAUAUUCUAUGAAAUAGCCAAAAGACUACCCAGAGCUCAACCUACCCAAAACCCAGCAGGAAUGGUUCUCAUCGAUAGACCUGCUGAAGGAUCUCGAUCUGCAUCAUGUUGUGCUUAAGCACUAAUUGACUCUAAGUGCUUUUCCUGGUAUGUCCUCGUCUUGGUAGAUGCUGCAAAGCUUCGUGCCCAAAGUGAUUAUCUUGGUUGUCUGCUGCUUCUCGUUCGAAGAUGUAAAUAAUUAGUUUGUGUGUGUGUGUGUGUGUGUGCUCCCCUAGUGUUUUUAAAUCGUAUUACCGGACCUGUGGUUUCAGAAUCAGAUGUAGUAGCGCACUCUUAUCUGUGUUUUUAACGACUAAUGCUGU
Molecule: messenger RNA, 998 nt
Organism: Striga asiatica
Lineage: Eukaryota; Viridiplantae; Streptophyta; Magnoliopsida; Lamiales; Orobanchaceae
Source: the annotation of a GenBank genome assembly